Molecule: messenger RNA, 2282 nt
Organism: Bradysia coprophila
Lineage: Eukaryota; Metazoa; Arthropoda; Insecta; Diptera; Sciaridae
Source: RefSeq, a predicted model, not a curated record
GAUACACAGUCCGUGUUGUGCAUAAAAACUGGUAUAGAUAAGCAAUAGGCCACAGUGAAUAGAAUUAUUCGGUUUUGAUCUUCCAUGGGUCGAAGAUUAAUAUAAAAGCAAAGUGUUUUGGCCCCCUGUUAAACAGUUUUAAAUCGCGAGUCGCGGCGGCACAGUCAUCUUUGGCGAAUUGUUAAAAAAAAAUUAUUUUGUUGAAUUUUAUAGAGUAGAUUUUGAAUUUAAAAAAAAAUCAUUUCGCUUCACCAUAAAUUAAGAAAUUUUUUGAAUCUGUUCGCGGUACGUCUCGUUUCAUCCGGUUUUAUUGCUUCCUGAAUAUUACCACCUCACAUCCAGCGAAAAUGUUUAAUGAAUUUAAGUGGUUUUUAAUUGUGGUAUGUCUGCUGGUCGGAUCAAUUGAUGCAUCGAAACAGUCCGAUAAAAAGUCGUCACAGAAAAAGGCUACGUAUGUGAAACCCACCAAAACUCCAAAAUCGAUUUUGGAACAAUUCAAAGAACUACCUCCAGAUGAUCUCGCCUUUUUGAAGGAAGUUGAUAAACAGUUCAAAAAUCACGGCAACAACAUCAAAUUCCGGGUGGUCAAGGACAAUUCGACCAACAGCAAAAAUCAGAAGAGAACGAUCAACGGAGAUGUUGGGUAUGGCUACCAAACCAAUCAGCAUUCGCAAGGAUAUUACUUUUCGAAACCGAAACUUGAGGUGUACCCUUAUUCCCAGCAAGAUCUUCCUGCCCUGACACCACAGCAGCGACAAGCUCUUUAUCAGAAAUACGGUCCACCGAAUUAUCAACCACCAGAAGUGUUAUCCAGUUACAGAAAUCAGCACUACUUGCCACAACAACUGCAUACGACCGUGGAAAUUUCACCAUCGCAAGGAUACGAAAUUAAACAAACGAACAACGGAUACGCAACCUAUUCACAACACAAUAAUGACAAUUAUCGACCAAUAUCGUUCCAGUCGGACCAUCAAACUGGUCCAGUAAUUGUACUUCGCAUCCCGGGUCCACAGAAAUACGCCUCGCACUUGCAAGCGUUGCUGCAACAAUAUCUUGAGAUCAGGGCGGCUGAAUACAUAAAGCUACUACAAGAACAUGAACUGCAACAACAACAUAUUCCACAAACUCACAACUAUCAGCAAUACUCCUACGAACCAGUACGAAGCCAUCAAACGUAUCAGAACCACUACCAGCAAUCAUACGAACAAGAACCUCGUUACCAAGUGCAAGUACAGCCGGCACAGAUCAUUUAUCAGAAACAUGAAGAAGCCACAGAUAAUGGGGCUCACCUAGUUCAUUACAGUCAUGAUAUCGCCGGCACAGAGGAGCAAGAUGACCAUGAUGACCAAACCUACAAUUAUCAACAAACUUAUCGACCUGAAUCAAGAUAUUCUCAACAGACAGAAGAAAAUGAACAUUACUACCACUCCAAUGCAUAUCAACAUCAAUCAGAUGCCGCAGAACCACAGCAACAUCAACAUUAUGUCUACCCAAAAAUUCCAUCCAGUACGGAAUCAUCUCUCCAAAUUACCGAAAACUUCCCUCGCGACACCCACACUCACGCAUAUUACACAAAAUCGACAACAAAUCCAUCCACCUAUGUGCAGCCGCUCCACCAAUCCUAUGAGGACCAAUCUCAAGAUCAACAGUACGAAACCUAUCAACCACAGAGUUAUCAAUCGGAAGAUUACUACUAUGACACUGAACACCAAUCGCAAUCGGACAAAGAUUAUGGUUCUCCAUCCGAACACAGUGUCGUUGCGAUAACACAGACAACUCCAGCUCCAUACAAUUAUCAUGCUCAUCCUCAUCCACCACAAGUUGUACAUGCUCAUCGAUCACACGACGAUCAAAGUGGUAGUGCGUCACAUGAUGACCAUAGUAGUAGCGCGGCUGCAUCGAUGAAAGGAAGUAAAAGACAAACUGCCACAUUUACGCAGGAACAGUACGCCAAGUUGAACAGAUUGAUUUCCAGGAUGAAGAAGAAGGUUGCGAAUCAGGCACAGAAAAAUAAAGACGAAUAGAUCCUCUCUGUAAAUCUGUAAAUGUAUAUGAACAUAGCGGCUAAGUUUUCUAUUUAUUAUUUUAUAAAUAAAUGAAAUAGCGAAUCUGGACACCAAUUUUAGGGAAAAUUAGCGAGAUAAGUGAACCAGCUGUUUUUUUGAUGUUAGAAUGACACUUUUUGUACAUGUAAAUAACAUUGAUUCGAGUUACCUACUUAAUAAUAAAAACGUGCAAUAUGCAACGCCUUAUGUUGGUUGCAUAAUGUUAAAUUAAAUGAA